CAGCGGGUGAGACCCCAUCCCGCCCCCCCCGCCGGAGGGACUAGCCUCCCGAGCGAGCAGCGCAGGCCUGCCCGGCUAUGAUGCUGCCCGCGGCCGGUCCCAGCCCCGGGGUGACCUGCGGGCUUGUGCUCGUCGCUGCCGUGCUCCUGCAGUCCGUCUGCGUGGCCGUCACCUUCCUCUACUUCACCAACGAACUGAGACAGCUCCGGGACACGUACUCCAAGAGCGGCAUUGCUUGUCUCACUGGGGAGGAAAUGGGAAAUUUCAUCCAAAACUUGGAUCUAAUUGAAAGCGAAGACAGAGCGGCUGAUCCCUGCUGGCAAGUGAAGUGGCACCUGGGAAAGUUAAUUAAAAAGAUGAUGUCAAGAAGCUACAAGGAAAACAUAUCUGCAGUCAAUGCUGAAAGAGCUCUGACUCUGUCACAGAGUGAGGGGCAGCAGCCACUUACUCCCAUCAACAGGAUCGCAGCGCAUCUGACGGGCAACAGCAAUAGGAAGAAUUCCCCAGCCCCACGCAUAGAUUCCUUGCCCAGAAGAGGCAAUGGACACAAAAUAAGCAACUGGGAGUCGAGGAAGGGCCACUCUUUCCUUUACAACGUGGAGCUGAGGAAUGGCGAGUUGGUGAUACCCCAGACAGGCUUUUAUUACAUCUACUCACAAACCUAUUUUCGUUUCCGUGAAAACGAGGACGAGGAUUCAGAUUUGUUGGGACAAAUCAGGAACCCCAAACAGCUUGUCCAGUACGUUUACAAACUGACUAAUUACCCAGAGCCCAUUUUGCUCAUGAAAAGUGCAAGAACAAGCUGCUGGUCCAAAAAGGCGGAAUAUGGACUUUACUCCAUUUACCAAGGCGGUGUCUUUCAGCUGAAAAGAGAGGACAGGGUUUUUGUCUCUGUCAGCAACAGUGACAUAGUUGACAUGGACAAAGAAGCAAGUUUUUUUGGAGCCUUUAUGAUUGGUUAAAAGAUUGUAACCAUAAGAAGACAGUUUUCCUAGUCAGAACCAUCUUAAAACUCUUUCAAAUCGGGGCUGAUAAGGAGAAGCUGUAGCAAUACCAGCAAUAGCAGACUCCCCUUUCUCGGCUCAUUCAGCACGAGGCCUGCCUCUGCAAACUGCUCUUCCACCAGCAGAAGCUGGCUGCAGCUCAGAUGGUGAUGCUUUAUCCAGGCAUGGGCACCAUGGCUUGCUGCCCAGCCAGGCUGGGGAUGUGUGAGGAUUUGACAUACCACAGAUGAUACUUUUGGCCAGAACUCCAGCCAAGUAACAAGAGCUCACCACCACCUCCAGAGAGAUGCUCCACACCAGCUCAGUCACAGCAAGCGGGUUGGAAGAUCCUCCAGGUCUGGUUACUCAAGGCUGAGACUGAACAUCAGAUUCCUUUCAUGGUCUCUACUGGGACCCCAUCUUGAAUAUCUUGGCUCCUGUAAGCAGCCUUUGCAAGGACUGCUUCCUGGAUGCCCGUGGAAUUGCUCUGGAAAAUUUUUGUUUGAGUUUGUCAGAAGUUGAAAGGCUCAGCAACUCGAAGGGCACGUCUUCAUCUCAUCUAACAAAGCACUUAAGCACCUAAUUAAUUUGGAGCACCCCAACAGCCUGACUCAAUCAGGCUAUUUACAUGCUUGAAAUUAAAUAUGUGCUUAAGCAUUUUUCAGGAUGGGGGCUUGAGUAAACACAUUUGUCUUAAUCCGGAUAUCGUACAGAAAAGCAGCUGCUGAAAUGGCACCAAAGAGGUUUCGAGAUCAAUCAGUGUUUUGAUCAGCACAUGAUGAUGGUGCCUAUUUACUUAAGUGCUGUGCUGCAGAGAUUUCACUGGGCUUCCCAUAGGUUCAGUAAUGUGCUUGCUGUUACACUUGUUGACAGCAAGUACUUGAGUCAGGAAAAAAAAAACCCAGAACAAAAGUGUU
Messenger RNA from Dryobates pubescens (Downy woodpecker), 1900 nucleotides. It is a transcript of the gene TNFSF10, whose product is annotated as TNF superfamily member 10. The record is from RefSeq and is a predicted model, not a curated record. Gene Ontology annotation, biological process: immune response. The transcript is spliced from 5 exons. Gene Ontology annotation, molecular function: tumor necrosis factor receptor binding; CD40 receptor binding. Gene Ontology annotation, cellular component: membrane. Lineage: Eukaryota; Metazoa; Chordata; Aves; Piciformes; Picidae. The coding region runs from base 78 to 962 and encodes 294 amino acids.